GUCGCUGAAAACAACUUAAAAUGGCGUCAGUGGAGUCACAGCCGCGGUUCGGACAGUCUGUUAAAGGUUUAUUAUCCGACAAGGUGGGCUCCUGUAGCGGGGAUGUGAUUGCGCUGACCCGCCAGGUGCUGAAAGGAUCCCGAAGUCAGGAGCUUCUUGGUCAAGCAGCAAGAAAUAUGGUGAUUCAGGAGGACGCUAUCCUUCACGCUGAGGAUAGUCUGAGAAAAAUGUCCAUCAUUACCACACAUUUACAGUACCAGCAAGAGGCCAUCCAGAAGAAUGUGGAGCACUCUAAAAACCUGCAGGACCAGCUGAGACACCUGCUGAAGUGAGGGUGACACAGGCCAACCUCAGGAGGAUGUCUGAGCAGGACUGAAACAUUCACAAGAUUUAUUACCAUAUUUACACCUUAAAACUGUGGGCUGACUGGUUCAGCAGGGAGUGGGACUCACCAAUAAAUAUGGCUGUGUAUCAGCUAUAGUACUGUGUUGUAAGAAUGGCUCUGUAAAAUAUUUUCAGUUGUAAUAAAGUAUUGUAUUGACUACCUA
Paralichthys olivaceus (Japanese flounder) is the source of this 548-nucleotide messenger RNA. RefSeq names its product Bprotein-1 related complex subunit 7 (gene borcs7). The record is from RefSeq and is a predicted model, not a curated record. NCBI's taxonomy places the organism in Eukaryota, Metazoa, Chordata, Actinopteri, Pleuronectiformes, Paralichthyidae. Gene Ontology annotation, cellular component: BORC complex.